This is a messenger RNA of Oryza brachyantha (malo sina), 963 nucleotides long. RefSeq names its product ras-related protein Rab5-like. The transcript is spliced from 7 exons. NCBI's taxonomy places the organism in Eukaryota, Viridiplantae, Streptophyta, Magnoliopsida, Poales, Poaceae. Gene Ontology annotation, molecular function: GTPase activity; GTP binding. Bases 217 to 831 code for a protein of 204 amino acids. The record is from RefSeq and is a predicted model, not a curated record.
CUCAACUCCUGCUGUGCUACAUCUUCUUCCUCCUCAAUUCCUCAUCCAUCACCAUCCUCUCAUCCAUGCAAUGUGACCUUACCCAGACAACUGCCAGUCUUAGCAGCAACUGAGGAAAAAAAACACACAAACUUUGGUUGCUAUUCUGAUCUGUCGAUCUCGAUCCUGAAGCAAACUGGUGAGGGGCAAGCGAAGUAGCGAACCAGGAUCAGAUUGAUGGCGAACGACGUUAUCCAGGCCAAGCUGGUACUUCUGGGGGACUUGGGAGCCGGGAAGACGAGCAUCGUGGUUCGAUUUGCCAAAGGAUUAUACUACGAUUGCCAGGAGUCGACGAUCGGUGCGGCGUUCUUCUCGCAGGUGCUGUCCAUGGACGAGGCCACCGUGAAGCUCGACAUCUGGGACACUGCCGGCCAAGAACGCUACCACAGCCUUGCUCCCAUGUACUACCGCGGCGCCGCCGCCGCCGUCGUCGUCUACGAUAUCUCCAGCACGGAUUCGUACAUUCGAGCAAGGAAGUGGGUCGACGAGCUCCAGAGGCAAGGGAAUCCCCAUUUGGUGAUGGCAUUAGUUGGCAACAAGGUCGAUCUGGAGGGAAAGAGGCAGAUUGGAACCCAGGAGGCGAUGGAAUACGCAGAGCGAAACGGCCUCUUCUUCAUCGAGACGUCGGCCAAGACGUCGCAGAACGUCACCGAGCUCUUCUACGAACUAGCUGAUAGGCUGAUGAAAAUGCGGCCGCAUCGCCCCUCCGGCAUGGUCCUACACGACGGCCGGCGCCGCCGCGCCGCCGGCGACGGCGGCGGGAGGCCAUGGCUGUUCUGUUGCUCCGGCUGAUUGCGCCUUCACCGACUCCAAGAAUGCGCCAUCCCUCAUUGAAACCGUCUUCCCGUAGAACCCGCCUUUGACUGCUCAUGUACGAAACAUUACAUAAGUAAAUGGAUAUAUGACGUGGCACAUGCUGACGUG